AUGUCCAAUUCAACGCCCGAGUACCUGCGCUUCACAGGGCACCGGUCCUUUGCCCGGCGGCUCACCAUCUCGACCCUCACCGGCCGGCCCAUCCACAUCUCCAAGAUCCGCAGCUCGUCACCAACCAACCCCGGUCUCGCCUCCCAUGAGAUCUCCUUCCUGCGGCUGCUCGAGGCCGUCACCAACGGCUCCUCGAUGCAAAUAUCCUACACGGGCACGACGAUAACGUACCACCCGGGCCUCAUCUCCGGCACCAUCGCGGGCCAGGGCGCUGUCGAGGGCGACGUCAUAGAGCACCAUAUCCCGGACUCGUGUACCCGCGGCGUCACCUACUUCCUGCUGCCGCUGUGCCUGCUGGCGCCCUUCUCCAAGGCGCACAUGAACGUCCGCUUCUCCGGCCCCGGCGUCAUCACCGCCGCGACGGAGACGGGUGACGUCUCUGUCGACACGUUCCGAACGGCCGUCCUCCCGCUCUUUGGCCUCUUCGGCAUCCCUCCCGCGCGCAUCGAGCUGCGCGUGCUGUCAAGGUCGUGUGCCGGGCCCGGCGGCAAGGGCGGCGGCGGGUGCGUCGAGCUGCGCUUCGCGAGCCAGGUCCGACUGCCCAAGACGUUGCACCUGAACCGCAGUCCCGGCAGGAUAAAGCGCAUCCGCGGCGUCGCGUACUGCACUGGCGUAUCGGCGUCCAACAACGCCCGCAUGAUUCACUCGGCGCGCGAGAUCCUCAACCCGCUCGUGUCGGACAUUCACGUCGCGGCGCAGUACGACCAGGCGCCGCUGGUGCCCACGGACAAGGCCGGGAACAAGCGUCGGUUGGGCAUCGGGUUCGGCCUCAGCCUCGUCGCCGAGUCGAGCUCCACGGGCGUGCUGUACUCGGCGGAUGUGGUCGUGCCGCCGUCGGGUGGUGUCGUCCCUGAGGAUAUCGGCAAGCGGUGCGCGUACCAGCUGCUGGAGCAGAUUGAGCAGGGCGGUUGUGUGAGCCAGGUGUCUGCGGGCACCGUGCUGAUACUCAUGGCUAUGGGGUCAGAAGACGUGGGUCGGCUACGGAUAGGGAGGGAAGUCAUUGGGACGGAGGACCUGGUAGGGCUGGCGAGAGAUCUCAAGACGUUUGGCGCGAGCAGCUGGGGUUUGCGAGACGUUGAGGACGAGUCGAGAGACUUGGUCGUUUCAGUAAAGGGUUCCGGCGUCGGCAACGUGGGAAGGAAAAUAGCGUAA
Molecule: messenger RNA, 1212 nt
Organism: Purpureocillium lilacinum
Lineage: Eukaryota; Fungi; Ascomycota; Sordariomycetes; Hypocreales; Ophiocordycipitaceae
Biological process (GO): endonucleolytic cleavage of tricistronic rRNA transcript (SSU-rRNA, 5.8S rRNA, LSU-rRNA); ribosome biogenesis
Cellular component (GO): nucleolus
Molecular function (GO): RNA endonuclease activity
Source: RefSeq, a predicted model, not a curated record